Molecule: messenger RNA, 582 nt
Organism: Bipolaris zeicola 26-R-13
Lineage: Eukaryota; Fungi; Ascomycota; Dothideomycetes; Pleosporales; Pleosporaceae
Exons: 1
Coding region: 1-582 (193 amino acids)
Biological process (GO): tRNA processing
Cellular component (GO): nucleolar ribonuclease P complex
Source: RefSeq, a predicted model, not a curated record
AUGGCACCAAACAAUGAAACCAUAGCGCGGGCGAGAUUCCUCCAAGAGGCUGCUCAGCUCCUCGCCGUCUCUUCUCCAACGGCAGCAGCAUUCAUUGGGAGGGCACAUCACAAGUUUGUCGAAGAUGCUGAGAUCGAAAUUCCAAGUAAAGAAGCCGAUGCUUAUCGACGCAGCAUUUGCAACGCUUGUGGAAACAUUAUGAUUCCAGGAUGGUCAUGCAAAGUCUCAAACCACCUUCCCGGUGAAGGCCCUAUAAGGAACGACAAUAAGGGAUCCAAGAAGCUACCACAGCUAGACAAAAGCAUCCGCUAUACUUGCUUGAUGUGCCAUCGGGAGACAGUUCAAGCACUUCGCCACAAAGCACGCAGAAAGGAUAAGAAAUCAGCACCUGUACUAGAUGCAGCACCCGUUCCAACAUCAAAGACCCCGGCAAAAGGAGUCGACAACGCGCCCAAGACACUGAAUGCCAGCAGCAAGCAAAGACAAAAAGCACGCAAAGGUGGCUUGCAAGCCAUGCUCGACAAAAAGAAGUCGCAGAACUCGGCCAGUGGCGGCCUCGACCUUAUGGAUUUUGCCAUGUGA